UGCCACUCCAUUGACAUGACCAAUACUAAAACUCUAAUAAUGAUGUUUGGUAAACCCUAACUACCAAGUUAAUGACUUGCCAACCAGAACAAACAACAAACAGAAUCUUGGAACGGAAGCAAUAGGACCUUUCCUUUAUAUUCACUCGAAGAUGACACAAAUACACAACUGAUGAGAUAAACAUGAAAUACCAUUCCCAAACUCAUUUGAGAACCUGAUGAUACUGAAAGAAAGGAGAUAAUAGUUUUAUAAUGCCUCCACAACUUCAUCAAUCUCCACUUCCUGUUCUCAACCCUCUACUUAGAUUCUCACCUCCUUCCUCCCCUGAUACCCCAAAACACCAGAGGGAAUCAAAGAUCACGAUGCCAAACUUCACAGUACGUAAACUCAUACCUCUACUUAUCUUCGUUCUUUCAAGCCUCUCUGUUAUUCGCCUCCUCCGUAUCUCGUUAAAGUCUUCAUCCUCUGCUUCUGGUUCCCUCUCUUCCACCACAUUUCGGUCCUCAUUCAGUCGGCAGAUAAGUGCUAAUGCGAGCUAUAGCGCUCUCACAGAAAAUGAACUCAAGCUCUUAUCAGAUACCGUUGCUAGUAGAUCACCUUGCAACGUCCUUGUUUUUGGGUUAGCACCUCAGUACCUCACUUUAUCCUCAAUCAACACCAGGGGCAUUACCGUCAUUCUAGAAGAUGAACAAUCAAAAACAAAAGCUGAAGUAAAUCCCAACAACACAAGAAUCUACAGCUUGAAGUACCAUCAGAUGGAAGUCAAGAACGCUUACAAACUUCUCCGACAUGCCCGAGCUAACCCCGCAUGUGCUGCACUAAAUACGAAUACUCUACAUCAAGGCUCAUCAGAAUGCAAACUGAAACUGAGGGAUUUGCCACAGGAAUUACACGAUACCAGAUGGGAUGUGAUAGUUGUUGAUGGACCACGUGGAGAUGCCUUAGAGGCGCCAGGUAGGAUGGGGAGUAUAUACACUGCGGCUGUGUUAGCAAGACAAGGAAGUAGUAACUCAACAACAGAUGUUUUAGUGCAUGAUGUGCAAAGGACUGUUGAGAAGUGGCUCUCCUGGGAAUUCUUGUGCCAGGAGAAUCAGGUUUCAGCUAAAGGAAACUUCUGGAAGUUUCGGAUCAAGGGUCGAUCAAAUGCAUCUAGGUUCUGCUCACCAGAAACAGCCUUGAUCAGAUAUUAGCAAAAUUAGUUCAAAAGCAAGGUUGUUGCUCUGUCACACUACGGCGCCUCUGUCUCAUAACAGUGUGUAGGGAAGUAUAUGUUCAAAUAAGGCAUUCAAUGUAGACCAGCUAUCAGAGAUUUGUACAAAUGUCAUUCCAAGUAGUUAAUGGAUAGAGGUUGAUGAUAUGGUCAUAGUUUUCAGGAUUUAUCUUUUUAAGCAUAGUUUUCAUGCAAAAAUAUUCAUUAAUAGAUAUUUAUACCUGUCAUCACUACAAGUAAUGAAUUUUUGCUUUUUUUUCUUUUCA
Messenger RNA from Brassica napus (rape), 1476 nucleotides. RefSeq names its product probable methyltransferase At1g27930. The record is from RefSeq and is a predicted model, not a curated record. The transcript has a single exon. Bases 252 to 1190 code for a protein of 312 amino acids. Gene Ontology annotation, biological process: xylan biosynthetic process. NCBI's taxonomy places the organism in Eukaryota, Viridiplantae, Streptophyta, Magnoliopsida, Brassicales, Brassicaceae.